Miscanthus lutarioriparius is the source of this 474-nucleotide messenger RNA. The record is from the annotation of a GenBank genome assembly. NCBI's taxonomy places the organism in Eukaryota, Viridiplantae, Streptophyta, Magnoliopsida, Poales, Poaceae.
AUGGAGACGGCUGCGGUGCUCACCAUCCACUCCACCUCACAUGUCUGUCUGCAGUGUCCUGCUGUUGCUGCUCCCGCUCAUGGCCAGCGGCGGAGGGGAGGAAUGGCAUCAGCAGCGGCAGCCAUGCCGCGCCGGCAGCCGUACGCCGGCAGGAUCCGGGCUCUGCCGUCGGCGGAGGUCAUCAGCGAGAUCCUGAGCCCGAAGCUGGUGCCCGGCUCGCCCUCCGACACCGGCGACGUCUCCUCGCUCGUGCCGGUCAGUGCUCUGAUGCUGCUCUUCUACUUCGUGUCCAACUGGGUGGUGCCCGAGCUGCUCAUGAAGCGCCUCAACGAGCCCAAGCCCGAGGACGAAGCUGCUGCUGCAGCAGCAUCGAUGUCGUCCGGCCCAGCGGACGGCAUCGACGCCUCGCCCCGUAAAAUCCGCCUCAAGGUGAAGAAGAAGAAGAACGGGAAAGCAACCAUCGUGAAGGUCUAA